This is a messenger RNA of Sinocyclocheilus anshuiensis, 2069 nucleotides long. Its product is annotated as cyclic AMP-dependent transcription factor ATF-7-like. The record is from RefSeq and is a predicted model, not a curated record. Bases 120 to 1613 code for a protein of 497 amino acids. Gene Ontology annotation, molecular function: DNA-binding transcription factor activity. The transcript is spliced from 12 exons. Gene Ontology annotation, biological process: regulation of DNA-templated transcription. Lineage: Eukaryota; Metazoa; Chordata; Actinopteri; Cypriniformes; Cyprinidae.
UGACGCCAAAAUCUCGCGAUACUUCACAGGGAGGGGCGUGACAGAUUCCACGAGAGGAGAGAGAGAUAGAGAAAGUGGGAUAGAGGGGCGCUGUGUUAUAUUGCAAAGCCUUUGCAAAGAUGGGGGACGACAAGCCUUUUGUGUGCAAUGCUCCUGGCUGUGGGCAGAGGUUUACUAAUGAGGACCACCUGGCUGUCCAUAAACACAAACAUGAAAUGACGCUGAAGUUUGGACCCGCUAGAACUGACUCAGUCAUCAUUGCAGACCAGACGCCGACUCCCACUCGUUUCCUGAAAAACUGUGAAGAGGUGGGCCUGUUCAAUGAGCUGGCCAGCUCGUUCGAGCAGGAGUUCCCUAAGGCCCAGGAAGAUGAGGACAAGAGGGCCAAGAACCCGUUGCCUGCUCCUAAUUCAGGAGCACUUGACAUGAGUUUGCAGACGCCUUCAGACAUUAAGGUGAAGGAGGAGGACCCCGUGGAGGUGGACUCUUCUCCGCCUGCCAGCCCUGACUCCAUCUCCAGCAUGUCAGACAGCAGCAAAGAGCCCGUCAGCAGAGGAAAGGAUUCUCCUCCAAAGCCUGCCGUCAGUUUGGCUCCCACCCCUGCCAUAGUGCGUCCUGGCUAUCUCCCACUGCACCUGGGUUAUGACGGCCUGCAGCCCACCAUGCCCUCCCCUACCUCUGUCAUCACACACACCCCACCAUCCAACCGCACACUGGGAUCUCCCACAGUGCCGUACCCAAUGAUGAUGCUUCCCAAUGGUCAAACAUUUCCUGUGCUUCCAGGUCCUAUGCAGAUGCCCUCUGUAAUAUCUCUGGUGAGGCCCUUGUGUAUGGUGCCCAACAUUCCAGGAAUUCCCGGCCCUCCACUAGGGGGCAGCAGCAGCGGCUCAUCUUCACCCUCAGGCUAUAACCCCCACAAUGAGGCAAAGAUGAGGUUGAAGGCAGCAUUAUCUCAGCAGAUGCCCACAGCUCAGGGUUGCCUUGGUGUGGCGAUGGGGUCCAGUGCGAUGGUCCCUCAGAGAGUGGAGCAAAGCCAGCUGCUGGUCCAGCAUCCAGACGCCCCAUCCCCUGCUCAGCCACAGGUGUCACCCGCUCAGCCCACCGGAGGUCGCAGGCGGAGGACGACUGAUGACGACCCUGAUGAGAGGAGGCAGCGCUUCCUGGAGCGGAACCGGGCAGCAGCUUCUCGUUGCAGACAGAAACGCAAGAUAUGGGUUGGCUCUCUGGAGAAGAAGGCCGAAGAACUCACCUCCAUCAACGUCUCGCUGUCGAACGAGGUGUCUCAUCUGCGAAACGAAGUUACUCAUCUGAAGCAGUUGCUGUUAGCCCACAAAGACUGUCCCGUCACCAACCUUCAAAAGAAAGCCAUCUACUUGGGAGAGGAGCACUUGAAAGAGACGUCUGAGCCCACGGGCUCCCCGGCACCGGUCAUUCAGCACAGCUCUCUGGCCCCCAGCCCCUCGUCCGUGGUAGGCCCCAAUGGCCUGAACUCCCGCGCCGCGGCCGAGGCGGUGGCCAUGUCAGUGCUGGCGGGGAUGGGCAGCCAGCGAGGGGAGAGCGGUGGGCCAUUGCACGUCAUCAUGGCCACACAGUCCCACCCAUCCAACAGAUGAUGAGAGCAGGUAACAGUCUGCCUGGGACUCUCCGCAUCCCGGGAGAGAGGGGCAGAUCUGCGAGAGGAGAAUGCUGGUUCCCUCUCACUCCAUCACGCUCUGACCUGGAGCUCAGCUGCAUUCUGGGAAUGAAACUGGGACUAUGUACACGUAUUGAGAGAGACCGAAGGAGAUUGUCAUUCACUAUGCCAUAGACUAAGGGGGCUGGACUCCAAACCAUGCUCUCAUUUGCAUUCUCUGUAACUCCUGCUACUUCCUUCAACUUCCUCCUGCUCCUCCACUGGCUAUAGGGCUGCAAAGCACUUCCUGUCAUUAAACGUAUUCCCACAGACACACGCUGCAAUAAAGACAUUGUUUGUUUGAACCGUGACUGUGCACUCGGUGUAUGUCACACAUGCAGGCAACAUGUUGCAACUCAGAGUUGCAACGAUGCAAUACUUUAUAUAUUCUUAUAUA